Penicillium maclennaniae is the source of this 1164-nucleotide messenger RNA. RefSeq lists its product as uncharacterized. The record is from RefSeq and is a predicted model, not a curated record. The coding region runs from base 1 to 1164 and encodes 387 amino acids. NCBI's taxonomy places the organism in Eukaryota, Fungi, Ascomycota, Eurotiomycetes, Eurotiales, Aspergillaceae. The transcript has a single exon.
AUGGAGUGCGCCAGCCAUCGCUUAUCAUUCGCAACAUGGCGACUUCGCACCUUUCGCCAGCUUCUUGCUACAUCUCAUCAGUCGCGCGUCGCUCGCCGCCCCAUUUCAACCUCUCCACGCCAUGAAGCUGCGGAAACCAAACCCGAUACCGAGACACAUAUUCCACCAUCACAACGACUACCUCAAUCGCCUCUAGUCACGGACAUGCGCACUGGACCCGAAAAGCAGCACAAAAGACCUCCGACCAAAGCAGACCUCGAACCGUUGUCCAAAAACCCCUGGGCCGUCGCACUUGCAUCACCACCACGCAUGUGCACCCUCACAGGCGCGAGGAUCCCACGCGACCUCUUAGGACAAUGGGGUCUACUGAAAAAUCCCACCUCAGGGCUCAAUUAUAUGCUACCUGUGGGCCUUCUUCAGGAAUCACUAGCACGCGAUUCAACACCUGUGCGGAAACCAGACCCCAAUACGUCAACAGGCGAACACGAAUCAAGCAUCACACCAGUUCGAAAUGAGAAACUAGGUCGUACGCUCUUCCUACGAAUGGUUGAUAGACUUUCCUUCCUGCGCGUUGUAGCACCGAUUUUCGCCAGAAGCGCGGGGAAGAAACCGGCUGUUGCGAAGAUGGUGCCGUAUCGGUGGAAACAUCCUCAUGGCCCGAUUAAUGCGAAAGAGGAGAAAAAUAUGGUGUGGAUGAAGGAUAUGCCGGAAUAUGUGCUUAUGCAUAUGCGGCGUGAUGUUGCGAGGAAGUUGGAGGCUGUGAGACAGAAGUGGGGGCUUGGAGGUGAGGAUGGAGUAUGGAGUGCUCUUGAUGUUCAGGAAUCCUCGGAUGCUGGAAUGGUGGAUGCGCUGGCGCGGUUGAGACCGAUUGAGAGAGCGGAAUGUGGUGCAAUGAUUAUUCUUCAACGUUCGGGGGCAGUUGAGAAUGGGAAUGUGAACGAGGUGGUGCACCCGCAGACGCAGAAAAAGAUUCCCGUGUUUGAUCUUUCGAAACUUUUGGCUGAGUCGGAUUUGGAUGCUCUUCGUCAGACCGGAGCUGCGCAUUAUCAGCAGGGGGCGCUGUUCUUCAGACCUGAGGAUCCUUCGAGUAUAAAAGCGAUGCUGUCGCUUUGGAAGCUCAAGCUUUUCCUAGAGGAAGACCCCGCUUUAGACUUGUCGAAGUAA